AACAAGGUGCUGACGGUGGACGGGGUGAAGGUGAAGCUGCAGAUCUGGGACACGGCCGGGCAGGAGCGCUUCCGCAGCGUCACCCACGCCUACUACCGGGAUGCCCACGCCCUGCUCCUGCUCUACGAUGUCACCAACAAAGCGUCCUUUGACAACAUCCAGGCUUGGCUGACAGAGAUCCACGAGUACGCGCAGCAGGACGUGGUCCUCAUGUUGCUGGGGAACAAGGUGGAUUCAGCCCAGGACAGAGUGGUGAAAAGGGAAGAUGGAGAAAAAUUAGCCAAGGAGUACGGCGUGCCCUUCAUGGAGACCAGCGCGAAAAGCGGCCUCAACGUUGACCUGGCGUUCACAGCCAUCGCCAAGGAAUUGAAGCACAGGUCCAUGAAGCUCCCCAACGAGCCCAAAUUCACGCUCCACGACUACGUGAAGAAGGAAGUGAGAGGCUCGGGCUUGCGGCGCUAG
Molecule: messenger RNA, 462 nt
Organism: Mesitornis unicolor (brown roatelo)
Lineage: Eukaryota; Metazoa; Chordata; Aves; Mesitornithiformes; Mesitornithidae
Product: ras-related protein Rab-26-like
Exons: 7
Biological process (GO): regulation of exocytosis; protein secretion
Molecular function (GO): GTPase activity; GTP binding
Source: RefSeq, a predicted model, not a curated record